AUGUUUGGAGAUAUAAUAAAUAAAGUCUCAUCUUGGGUUGUAAGUUUUAAAAAUGAAGAAGAUACUUCUACAAUCCCAGCAGAAGAUGCUAGAAGUGUAGACUCACAUCUUUUCGAAAAUAAUGAGUGUACUGGAGUGUCAAAUUUGGAACAAACUAAAAAUACUGAAAGCACAUCCUCCACUUCCAAAGAGUCAUCCACAUCUAUACAAAACAGUCACUCAGAAUCUGACUCUUUUAUUAAGCAAAAUGAACAUCAUUCUGUGGACACCUUAGUUUUUAGUCCUGAAGUGUUUAGUAAUGCCAUUUCCUCUGCAGUGGCCAUAGUAAAAGAUACAGUGUCAAAAUUAAAAGAAUCCAUUGAAUAUAAAAACAUACUAAGUGAGUUUAAUAAGGAACAGGACCAAUUUAUUCAAAAUCAGCAAGAUGACUUAGCUUUAUCUUUGCCUCCUUGGGUGGGCUGUCCUAAUGAACACAUUUUAAAAGAAAAUUGCCUUAGUUUAUCUUCCGAUCUCAGACAUUUUUUAAGACUAGAGGUCAUUUAUCCAGAUGGCUCUAAAUAUGACCACCAACUUCCAUCUAAUUUUGAGGACCAAGUUAAAGAAUUAAUAGCCAAGUUACAAGAAAAACUGAGAGCACCAGCACACUUAAGAGAAGAAAUGGAAAAGGAAGCUACCAAAAUUAUAGAGGCAGCAAAUUUUAAAUCGUCAAAGGCGCAUAUGGCUGUAGAAGCAAGACCAAAAGUUGAUUGGAAUAAAGGAAGCGUGGCGCUCUUGCUGUUAGAAAAGAAAUACGGAAAGGACUGGAACAAAGAGACCAAAGUGAUAUUUGUCGGUGAUGAUACAACUGACGAAGAUGCCAUGAGGGCUUUGAAAGGGAAUGCAGCUUUAUUUAGAAUUGCUAACUGUACUGCUGAAACUUAUGCCGAUAAAAUUAUUUCGUCUACUGAAGAUACAUUAAAAGUAUUGAAAAUAGUUCAAAAACAUUUUAAGAAAUAA
Diabrotica balteata is the source of this 996-nucleotide messenger RNA. Lineage: Eukaryota; Metazoa; Arthropoda; Insecta; Coleoptera; Chrysomelidae. The record is from the annotation of a GenBank genome assembly.